AUGGCAGAAAAUACUGAUAUAGAACGUUUCCCGCCCAACCAGCAUGGUGAAAGCUCCCUAGCUUCAAGCGGCCGAAGCGAAUAUGAACUGAAUUCAUCUCAUCAAACGUCACUUCCCCGAAGAGCGCAGAAGAGAUUCUAUGAGAAGUUGGAGAAUCUUAAAACAACACAGGCAAAGAACAAGCAGAAAGGAAUUUCAAGCCAAGGGAUGAAAGGUCUGACUGAAGCUGCACGAGCGAAGAAGAAAUCCAAGAAAGAACGAGUGAGGUUAAGAAUGGAACAGCUUCGCAAAGGAAAGGAGGCCCGCAACCGUGAGGUGAUGUUACAGCGCGUAUUCCAAUACCCAAAAAGAGCCAGGAAAGCGUUCGAAUAUGGUAAGUCGCGACGUACAGUAUUUGAUGACCAAGUUUAGUGGCAAAGGAAGAAUUGGAUGCCGAAAUAGUAGACACGCUCAAAUGUUUGGUAGAUGAAACUAUAAAUACGGUUGGAAAAUCUAUUUUCUAUACUCCUGAUGAAGAUCUGGGUGAUUACACGGACGUAAAUGAUGACGACGAGGAAGAAGAGGGAAGUAAACAAAAGUCCAUAGACCUUCUAGAUGGCGAUGAGGAAGUUGAUUGGAUCGAAGCAAAUGCAAAUCUGUCAAAAAAGGAAUUAAGGGCUUGGUUUGAACGGCACAGGAAGACCACAUCGCAGAUGGCUUUAGAAAGGAAACAUCUCCGAGAAGAACAGAUUAAUAAGAUGAUAAGCCAACGUAACAUGGUUGAUCGAAACUUGGACAAGUUGCGCAAAGUUUUCCAAUUCUCGAAUAACACAGAAAGAGAUUUCAGAUUGGGUGAGUUACGGUAUAAAUUUAUAAUUGAUUUUAGUUGCUGAACAGAAAUAUAAGAAAGUGGUCGUGGACAUUGUAAAGAACUUGGUCGACGCUACCAUUGCUUCCUUUGGCGAGAACAUAUAUUUUCGUCCGGAUGACAAGUUAGCAGAGUAUGUUGAAGAAAACAACGGACUUCACGUUGCGAUCCCUAAAAAACCGAAGCCAGUCAAGAUGACGCUUGAUUUAUACCGUCAGAGAUGGUUUAGGAAGAAGCAGGAGCACAGGAUUCGGAGUACUAUUAUUCUUAAUUCAACAAAAUUCCGAUAUUCCCUCAGGGAAUUAUCCCAGAAAUUUAAGUACCCAAAAAAUUCAGAGAUGGCUUUUAAGUUCAGUGAGUGACAUAAUUCUGUUAAUUUAUUGCUAUUUUAGUUGCUGCCCAUUAUUUGGACUCUGAAGUGAUUGACGCAGUGGAGGGCUUAGUGGACGCAACUGUUGAUGCAGUUGGUGACACUGUUUACUAUCACCCAGAAGAAAACCUCGCCAAUUUUGUUCCUUAUAAUCCGAUAGUUACAAACGUUGAGGACGACCCUGAAGAUCUCGUGGUUAUCGACGGAAAGAAUACACUUCCAAUUUAUCUUCCUGAACCAAAGAAGAAGGGACGGCCUAGGAAAUUUGAGAAUAGCGAUACACCGCCGGUUAUGCUUCCGUUACCUCCAAAAAGAGCAAAGGUCACUCAAGAACCACUUCCAAAGGCAAAGAAGAAUAACAUUUCGACUCCGGCGAGUGUCCGUACUUCAACUUUUACUGCUAAAUCAGCCUCUAGACCCUUGAAACAACAUGAAUUUACGGACUCUCCUUCUCGGGUAAUCCCAAAAGCCCGCGGUAGAAUAGCCAUAGGAAAGGACAAAGAGAACAAGUCGCCACCGGAAAGGAAACGUCGCUACAGAACUCCUUCACUCUCCCCUCCUCCCCCUCCACCGAAGAAAAAGAUGCCAAAACAACCGGAGAAGAAAACUUACGAUGUUAUUACUCGUAGUAGACUGCUGGAUGAAGUUGCUGAGUCCAAGAAGAAAAAUGUGGAGUUAGGGCAAUUGAAUCACGGCUUAAAGGAAAAGAUUAAAGUUCAGGAGGCCGAAAUCGAGCGAAGGAAGCGUGAGGACAUGAUUAAAAGAAGAUUAAUGUUGGGUGAAAUCGAAAGACAAGAUGAAGAAGUUGUUCAUCGGCAAAAGGUUAAUGAUCUGGCAUUGAAGCAUCUUAGGAGCGAAGCUCAUGAAACCUUGAAGUUUGUGCUGGCGCGAGCUGAAGAGGUAGAGAACUUGACCCAGAAACUUCGAAGUGGUAAGCAAUCGAUUGGAAUCUGUAUUACGCUUUAAUUAUUGUUGAUAUUUUAGACUGCUCCCACUUGCGAUUGGCCGCGCCGAAAAAAGAGGAGAAGAAGGAUGAGAAUAAAGAUCAACCCGAAGCUGGACCGAGUAAUUCAGCCGAAGCCGCAGACACUACAGUACCUGCAACCGAAACGCCAAAUCAGUCGAAUGGUGCUGCGUUGAAUCCGGAAUCCAUUUCUCUGCAGGAUCCAGAUCAGCCUUCAACUUCAGCAGCGUCGGCUCCAUCGGCCGAAAAUGAGGGCAAGAAAAAGGAGAAAAAAAAGAGGAUUAGAACACCAAGAGGUAGGUCCCGAAUUCUUAUAAUUAACUUUGAUUAUCGUUUACAGUCCACAAGAAAAUAAUUCGUCCUCCAACACCUCCUCGUUUGGCCAAACCCAAUAGUAAAACUAAUGAUAUCCUCAGGCGUCAGAAGCUCCUUACUCCUCCAGAACCCCGCUUGAAGCCUCCACCGAAGUCUAAGGAAACCCCCAAGGACGAAGUUAAUCGAUUUGUUGUUCCCCAGAUGACGUCACUUAAAACUGGCAAUGUGGUGGUGGCAACGGAUAUCCCAGACAAACCCUCCGAGAACUCGUUGCCAAAUGUUUCGACAAGUCCUAAGGAAAAAAGUGCCAAUAAACCGACCGCCGAAAGCCCCAACGUUAUAAUCCUAAAUGAAUCAUCAACGAUUAUCGUGAAACCCGCCAAGCCUCCGGCCCCAGUUAAGGCCAAGAAGGAAGCACCAAAGCCGGUCGCACCUUCGACAUCCACUUCCAAAGCACCAUCGUUGCCUAAAACAACUAGAACUGUUAUCGUGACCUCCACUUCUACGAGCACCCCUUCUACAAGCCGACCAGGGCCAUCGGCAUCAUCCUCCCGGCCCCUUCAGCAGGCUCCAGCCACUUCUAUGUCUCUUUCUACACCUAAGACUAAGCCCAAGAAGAAUGAGCCCAGAAAGGAAGAGGUUCCCGGCGCCUCUGCCCAAUUCCUUAGCAAAAGAUACCUCCAGAUGAACACCAAUGACAAGAAGACCUCCCAAUCAGAGUUCCGAAACAAGAUCAGGAGUAUGUUCCCCAACUUCACGGAUGAGGAUCUGGUGGAUCUGAUCGGCGAGAGUUUUCCUAAUCUUUUCAAUUUUGACUCAUAG
This is a messenger RNA of Bursaphelenchus xylophilus (pine wood nematode), 3318 nucleotides long. NCBI's taxonomy places the organism in Eukaryota, Metazoa, Nematoda, Chromadorea, Rhabditida, Aphelenchoididae. The record is from the annotation of a GenBank genome assembly.